Molecule: messenger RNA, 1605 nt
Organism: Mollisia scopiformis
Lineage: Eukaryota; Fungi; Ascomycota; Leotiomycetes; Helotiales; Mollisiaceae
Exons: 3
Coding region: 184-1350 (388 amino acids)
Source: RefSeq, a predicted model, not a curated record
CUCAUAACCUUCUCGAGCUUCCCCCUUCUCUUCGUCUUUGACUAUCUUGGCUCCACACCCUCACUUUCGUUUUGUUCCUGUGUCUCUCCUCUCCCCAUCUUCUGUUACUUGAGGGGUACACGUCCUCAAGUCCAAGAGCAAUAUGCAUCGCAAAGAUAUGACCAUGUCGACUAUCAUGAGCCGAUGCUGGCAAGGCAGAAGGAAUUGGAUUGCAGCUCUGAUAAUACUGCUUCUGGUCUGGACAAUCUGGUUUCUGAAUCUACCAGUCAUAAGGACUCAGCAGUGGUCGCGGGUGUGACAAAAGCAAUCGUACACGGCGAGGCUCCUCUUCAGAACAAUGCGCCUACGUCGGCGAUACACUUCGAUGCCUCCCACUUCCCAACUCCGACUCCUUCAGCUCGUCCCCCUCCUCCGCCGGUACAGAAUGCGACGGUAGACCGUCCUUUGAUCCUCUACGCCUUCUUCGAAACCCCAGGCGCCCGAAUCAACCUCGAGUUCUUCAUCAAGCAUGCCCUCCACGACGCCGCAGAUUUCCUCUUCGUCCUCAAUGGCGAGACAACCGCCGCCAACCUGCUACCUAAGAAAGAAAAUAUCCGGUUUGUGAACAGGAAGAACGAUUGCUAUGACUUGGGCGCAUUCGCAGAGAUCCUUACCACCGACGACAUGUACAAGAACUACAAGCGUUAUAUUCUCAUGAAUGCCAGCAUUCGCGGUCCGUUUUUCCCAUACUGGAGUAAUCAGUGCUGGAGUGAUGUAUAUUUGGACAAGCUCAAUGACAAGACAAAGCUCGUCGGUAUGACUAUGAAUUGCGAAGCCCCCGUCCCACAUAUUCAGUCCAUGUUCUGGGCUCUCGAUCGCGCUGGCCUCGAAACCCUUCUUUUCCCUUCCGAAGAAUUGGUCGAGACCUUCAUUGCAUCCCUCCCAGCCCACGAUAGCAACCAACCCGUACCCGAGAUGUGGAGUCCAGGAAUCAAUUCUUGCCCCCAUGAGUAUUGGAAGGCUGUUGCGGUCGAGGUUUAUUCUACGGCAUUGAUUGAAGCAGCAGGAUACGAGGUCGAUGCCAUGAUGUCUGCAUACCGGGGAUUCGGAGAUGCUCUGGCAAGAGGAGAGACUGUUGAUUUAGGAGGUGGACCAGUUGAGAUGGGUACAUUGAGAACUGGGACCGGAUACGAAAGCAUCUGCAAAGAGAGUCUAGACCCCUUACUCGAGAAGCAGUAUUGGGGAACGACCAUCCAUCCUUUCGAUACCGUCUUUGCGAAAACGAAUCGCGGUGCUAAUAUGGGGACAGUCGAGAGAUUGACACAGUGGACAGCAGGCAGAGCAUAUAGCAGUUACGACGUCUGUCGAUGACCAGAACCCAGCACAUAUCAGGGCGGGUGUUUUGAUUCUUUUUGGGGUUUCUUGCCAAUCGAUAUUGAUGAGACUGCAUAUACUCGGCGUUGGAAUGAUUUAAGAGAGCACCAAGCAUAGCAUGGCAUGAGAUACCAGAUCUGAGCACCGAGCGAGCGAUGUUGGCUUUUUUUGGGUCGUUUUUGGACGGUCUUGGCGUCUAGAGUAUUAGAGUACGAGUAGUUAAUGCCUAUAAUGUGUAAAUGUCAGAGAAGA